UGUGAGAUAAAUUUUUUGAUUUCUCUUAUCAAGAAUAAUUUAAAUUAGUAAAACGAAAAUCCACAGUGAUAAGAUAAUGCGGAAGGAUUUUCUGUGCUGCAUAAGUGUUUAACUGUGUGUAUAAAAGAAUCCAUUUUUUUUCUCUUAGGAAAGAUGCGAGAUAAAAAGAAUUCUUAAGAGGUUUAACGUUUUUAUAUAAAGCACGAAGUUUGUGUGUUAAAGAUAGACAUCAAGGAAAGACAAUAAGAAGAACGCGAGAGAUCAAAGAUCGAGAUAUUUACAAAUUAUUUUAGGAUCGAGGAUAGUUUACUGUAAACAACAUGAACGAUGCAUCUAAUAAAAAGAUUUUUCGACAAUUUCUCGAUCCACCCUCAAUGGAAAGACAAAGGCUUUUGUUUCAAUAAUCGUCAAAUAAUUUAUCGAUUUUUCGAAACGAUCGAUAAAAAUGCGAAGGAAGGUGUUAUUUGUUUUUUCGGAGAUACAUUAAAUUUGAUUUAAACAAAAUGUAUUUUCGUGUCAGACACCUGUCGUCGUCUUCGCUAUUAUCGUCCGUCAUCGAUCCAAAAAUUUAAUUAUUAACGUAUUGAAAAUCGAACAAGGAAAAGUGAAUCUUCAUCGGUGACAAGGUCUAUCGAUUAUCAGAAAAAAAGUUACUGGAAUACGCGAAUUUGCAGAAUGAACGCUUCAUGGACAACGUAUAAAGAUCCAGAGACAUGGUCGUCGACGUUGAAUACUUCCUAUUGGAUGAACAAAAAUGAAUCCUACAGCAAAGACGAUGAAGACCUAUACGAAGUGCCGACGAGCGUGACGGUCUUACUCAGUAUUUGUUACGGAAGUAUAUCCGUCAUGGCGAUCGCUGGAAAUUCUCUUGUAAUGUGGAUCGUCACAACCACACGACGAAUGCAAAAUAUGACGAAUUUCUUUAUCGCCAAUCUCGCUUUAGCUGAUAUUAUUAUCGGUCUAUUUGUCAUACCAUUCCAGUUUCAAGCGGCCUUGUUACAAAGGUGGAACCUUCCGCACUUUAUGUGCGCCUUCUGUCCCUUCGUUCGUGUACUUUGCGUGAACGUGUCGGUGUUUACUCUCACAGCGAUCGCGAUUGAUAGACAUCGUGCCAUUCUCAAGCCACUCAGCGCCAGUCCGACAAAACUAAGAGCAAGAAUUAUCAUAGCUGGAAUCUGGAUACUGGCAACAGCUUUAGCGAUACCAAUGGCACUUGCACUCAGGGUGAUUAUAAUAGAAGAGACGUUGAUUAGUGGACGUACAUACACAAAACCAUUCUGUCAUAAUGAAAACAUGUCAGCAAAUUCGAUGCUAACAUAUCGAGCUUUAUUGGUUUUCUUACAAUACAUGACGCCUCUCUUAAUAAUAUCCGUCGUGUAUGCUAGAAUGGCUAGAACACUUUGGGGUAGCAAAGCACCUGGAAACGCAGAAGAUUCGCGUGAUGCUACUUUCAUGAAAAAUAAAAAGAAGGUUAUCAAAAUGUUGGUAAUUGUUGUCGUAUUGUUUGCGAUGUGCUGGUUACCAUUACAAUCGUACAACGUAUUGCAAUACACUUACCCAAAAAUAAAUCAGUAUCAAUACAUAAACAUUAUAUGGUUCUGUUGCGAUUGGCUAGCUAUGUCAAAUAGUUGCUGCAAUCCAUUCGUUUAUGGUAUAUACAACGAAAAAUUCAAACGAGAAUUUCAACAGAGAUGCCCAUUUCGACCUCGAAGAUUGUCAACAAGUCCACCAACCGACAGCAUAGAUCUCGACAAAACACAAAGUACACGAGCAUCCAUUAGGUACAUUCUCAGAUAUGACUGGCGAAGAACUGGUUCCUCUAGUUAUCCGUCUUUCUGUAAAGGUGUACCAAUGCGAGAAUCAUCCAAAAUAUCCAUUAAUGACAACAAUGAAUCUAUUUCCCGACAAAAAAAUACAUCAGCACGUUGGAAUCGCAAUGGACAAAGAAAUCAAUAUCCUGAUCAAAGGUCACCGAACAAUGCAACUCAACUCUACGUCUUUUCUUCGGGCAGACACAAACAUACGAAAAGUAUUGAAAUAGAAGAACUGUGUCUUUAAUAUAAGACAAAUAUAAAUACAAUGAACAAUAAAUGAUCAAUUCCAUUCGGUAUAUAUAUUAUCAUAAAGCUGAAUAAAACGGAUCUACAAUAAACUUCGUCAAAUAAUUAUGUUUGAAGUUGAAGAUAUUUUCUUUGUCACAAAAAUAUUUUUAAAAAAAUGAUCCAACAAAGCAUUCCUUUUCAUUAUUCCAGGCGGAAGUAAAACUAUUUUUUACUUUACAAGUUCAACUUUACAAGUUCAACUUUACAAGUUUUAUUUGAAAUUUUAAAAUAUAAGUCAUCUGUAAGAUAGAUUCGCUAAUAUUUUAUAUAUAUUAAAUAGCUUUUCCUAAUCUAAAUUGAACCAAAUAUUUUAUAUAAAAGAUACAAGGUAUAUAAUAAUACCGAUAUUGCGCGACACAAGUUACAUUUACAAUAAAAAAUUUUUUUUAUUUUUUUA
This is a messenger RNA of Polistes dominula (European paper wasp), 2499 nucleotides long. Its product is annotated as RYamide receptor. NCBI's taxonomy places the organism in Eukaryota, Metazoa, Arthropoda, Insecta, Hymenoptera, Vespidae. The record is from RefSeq and is a predicted model, not a curated record. Gene Ontology annotation, molecular function: neuropeptide Y receptor activity. Gene Ontology annotation, cellular component: plasma membrane. Gene Ontology annotation, biological process: G protein-coupled receptor signaling pathway.